GCUGGGCUCAUCCCACCGCACCAGCGGGACAAGCGCAAGAACAAGGUGUUGUUGUCUGGACCCCAAAAAAACGCCGACGACAAAUCUCCCGCCGCCAUAAUCUGCCAUAAACUCUUUUUUUGUGCACCUUCUUAACUAGCCUUGCAAGUUCCUGUCCGUCCCUAGACUACUUUCUCGUUGUGUCUGCAUACCGUUGUUGGGGAUGUUGAAAGUGCUUGCCAAAGGUCGCUCCCAGUCUCAGGUGCUCAGAAGUAGUAGCAGCUUCCAGCUUGGAAUACGCGUAUGUUGAGAGAGGAUCACUUGAGGAGACGGAUUGGUUCAGAUACUGAUUGUGGUGCUAGAAUUCGGGAUUGGGGAUGGCGCCAACUAAUGUUCGCAAGAGCAGUUCGCUGCCGGGAGGUAUGCCAGUGCGAUUCUUUGUUUCUUACCCGUCCUGCCCCGCGAUGUGCAACACUUGCUGAUAUUCCCACAGCAUACAAGGAAGAUCUUUCGAAAGGUCCCAUGCUACGAUUCGAAGACUCGCUGCCGAAGUUGCCUGUUCCAACUCUAGAAGAGACCGCUGCGCGAUACCUCAAGAGUGUACACCCGCUUCUGUCUCCCAAGGAGCUCGAAUCGACCACGAAAGCCGUGCAAGACUUUGUCAAACCAGGCGGCGUGGGAAGCAAGCUACAAGAGAAACUGCUCGCCCGACGAGAAGACCCCAAGCACAAGAAUUGGCUCUACGAGUGGUGGAAUGAUGCUGCGUACCUGACUUACCGCGACCCCGUGGUGCCAUAUGUCAGUUACUUCUACUCUCACCGGGACGACCGACGGCGUCGCGAUCCCUCCAAGAGAGCGGCGGCUAUCACGACCGCGGCCCUGGAGUUCAAGAAACAGGUUGAUCUUGGGACCUUGAAGCCAGAGUAUAUGAAGAAGCUGCCGAUUUCCAUGGAGAGUUAUCAGUGGAUGUUCAAUGCUUGUCGUGUCCCUGCCAAACCGGCGGAUUACCCGAUUACCUACUCGCCCACGGAGAACAAACAUAUUUUGGUGAUCCGAAAGAAUCAGUUCUUCAAGGUCUUGCAUGAGGUUGAUGGGCAGCAAUUGAAUACUUCCGAGUUGGAACAGCAAUUCAAGAGGAUUUAUGAGAAAGCUGAGAAGGCGCCUGCGGUUGGUGCGCUUACCAGUGAGAACCGUGAUAUUUGGACCGAUGCUCGGGAGGUUCUGCUCAAGGCACAUUCUUCAAAUGCUGCAGCUUUGAAGACGAUUGAGUCUGCCUCUUUCGUUGUCUGCUUGGACGACGCUUCUCCAGUAACUCUAGAGGAAAGAGCUCAUCAAUAUUGGCACGGAGAUGGAGCGAACAGAUGGUACGAUAAACCACUUCAAUUCAUCAUCAACGACAACGGAACAUCGGGAUUCAUGGGCGAGCACUCCAUGAUGGAUGGUACACCCACCCACCGACUAAACGACUAUGUCAAUGAAGUAAUCUUUGCCAGCAAACUCGACUUUUCCGACCCUUCCAUCCGCUCCAAUCUUCCUGAGCCAACACCCAUCAAAUUCCACGUCACCAAGGAAGUAACUGCUGAAAUCGAACGUGCUACUAAGGACUUCACUGAGGUUAUUGGUGCUCACCAGUUACGCGUACAAGCGUACCAGGGAUACGGAAAGGGUCUGAUUAAGAAAUUCAAAUGUUCUCCCGAUGCCUACGUCCAGAUGAUCAUCCAACUCGCCUACUUCAAAAUGUACGGUAAAAACCGACCAACCUACGAAUCCGCCGCCACGCGUCGAUUCCAACAAGGCCGUACAGAAACCUGUCGUACCGUCUCGGACGACUCGGUCGCAUUCUGCAAAGCCAUUUCCGAUGCCAAUACCCAACCCGAGGAAACGGUUGCGCUGUUCCGCAAGGCUAUCAAUGCACAUGUCGAAUACAUCUCUGCUGCAUCCGAUGGCAAGGGUGUCGACCGACACCUCUUCGGAUUGAAGAAACUGCUCACGCCCGGUGAAGAGGUCCCUGCUAUCUAUAAGGACCCUGCGUUUGGGUACUCGAGUAAAUGGUUCAUCUCGAGUAGUCAGCUUAGUUCCGAGUACUUUAAUGGGUAUGGAUGGAGUCAGGUGGUGGAUGAUGGGUGGGGGAUUGCGUAUAUGAUUAAUGAGAAUAGGUUAGUUCUUUCCUUCUUUUUUCUCCCUUCCCCCUGGCCUCUACGCUCUUCCUAUCUCCCCCUAUUUUCUCCCCCUCGUUUACUGUAUCAAGAUUUCAACGUGGAAUGGAAUGAGUGGAAUGCUAACUUUCCUGCGUGUGAAUAGUAUCCAAUUCAACAUCGUCUCCAAGGGUCUCGGCAGUGAGAGGAUGAGCUUCUAUCUCAACGAGGCUGCUGGGGAUAUGAGGGAUUUGUUGAUGCCUACGCUGGAGAGUGCUAAGGCUAAGUUGUAAGCUUGAGCCACUUGGGGUCUAGAGAGAACUUGUUGUUUGGGAAUUCGUGGGUGGGGUUGAGAUUGUGGGAUCAUGGGACUAGUGAAAUAGGGCAUUGUGUAUUAUAGAUUUUAUUAAAGUCGUUUUAAAUUCAAUGGUUCGG
Messenger RNA from Hymenoscyphus albidus, 2549 nucleotides. NCBI's taxonomy places the organism in Eukaryota, Fungi, Ascomycota, Leotiomycetes, Helotiales, Helotiaceae. The record is from the annotation of a GenBank genome assembly.